AUGAGCACUUCUUCGUUUUCGUAUUUUUCCAAUGAUAAUGUCGCUACGAAUACAACUCACAACAAUAUAAGUAUUAGUUGUACCAGCGUUGGUAACGGCCGAAAUGUUAGUCCCCAAAGGACAGGAGGCGGUGGAUUGACCGGAGAUGCGGCCGUUAUUCAACGACCAACACCAGCACAAAAAUGUAUAUCAGCCAUUGGUAGCGAAAUCAAAAAUGCUCAACAGCAAAAACAAAAAUCAAAAGAGCAACACUGGUCGCAUUUCGGUACAGAUUCAAUGCCGAUUACAAAACCCGAUAAUGUAGCUUGUAGUUCUUCGUUCGUUUUGGGAGCUGUUGCUGAUGGUACAACGACUGGCGGUGGCAUCGAUAUGACUCUGCAAGAAAAGUAUCAGCAAUCCAAAUAUUAUAAUGGUUUUGAUGUAUUCACUGCCGGUAGCAGUGGCGGAAGCAGCUCUUCAGCAACAACAGCUGCACACAUCCAUCAUAGCUGUGGAGACGAUUCCCCACCUCCAUCAAUUACGGGAUAUAAUUCUUAUCUUGAAGGUAUUCCUAAUACCGGUGUUAUACGUUACGACGAUGCUUCCUUUUUAAAGAACUUGAUUCCGGGACAAAAUCUUAAUACAGAGGUAUCAAUUCAUAAUGUUAGCGACUCGAAUUUCGCUCGCAAUGCCAAUUCUCCACAAGCACAUCGCGUGGAAAUUACACCAGUUUAUGGUGGCAAUAGACCAGCAUCAUCCAACAGCCUAUUUGAGCCAAAUACUGUGCAAAAUAAUCCAUCGAAUUUUCGAGGAAACUAUCGUGAUCACUACAAUGAUUCCAAUAUAUUCUCUAAUAACAAUAUGCAUAUGAACCUUGGCGAAUUGGACCCGGCAAUGAAGUAUGAUUUUGAAUCGACACAACACCCACAGCCAACAACAUCUGUUGCAAAUGUAACAUCAAGUGAUAACCAUAACUCAAUUUUAGACUUUAACAACAUAUUAAAUAAUAAUAAGAAUGGAACCACUGGCUCAGCCAGUCAUCGUACAUCUCCCUAUAUGGACGAACAUACCCUAGAAGGUUUUGUACAAAACAUAAAUUCCAUGCGCAUCUCUUCAAACACAACAGUAGGAGCUGCCCCGACAGCGGCUGCGGACGAGCAAAGCUCCCAAAUGAAUGGCAAUAGUAGUGGCAGUGGCAUUGGGCAUCAUACAGUCACCACCAGUGCCAAUACCAAUGGUUGGUGGUAG
Musca vetustissima is the source of this 1227-nucleotide messenger RNA. RefSeq names its product probable ATP-dependent RNA helicase ddx42. NCBI's taxonomy places the organism in Eukaryota, Metazoa, Arthropoda, Insecta, Diptera, Muscidae. The transcript is spliced from 4 exons. The coding region runs from base 1 to 1227 and encodes 408 amino acids. The record is from RefSeq and is a predicted model, not a curated record.